Saprolegnia parasitica CBS 223.65 is the source of this 587-nucleotide messenger RNA. RefSeq lists its product as hypothetical. The coding region runs from base 42 to 551 and encodes 169 amino acids. The record is from RefSeq and is a predicted model, not a curated record. The transcript has 4 exons. Gene Ontology annotation, molecular function: calcium ion binding; enzyme regulator activity. NCBI's taxonomy places the organism in Eukaryota, Oomycota, Saprolegniomycetes, Saprolegniales, Saprolegniaceae.
ACGCCGUUGUGUCGGUUCCAAAACAGCACAGCGUUUCAAGAAUGACAUCGCCUCGCGGCAAUUCGAGCCCGCCGCAGUCGACGGGGACCGCCCUCGGUGAGGUGGAGGCCGCCGUGCCCCGCAACGAACACGGUGGCGUCCUCGUCACACGCGAUCAGAUCCGGUCGGCGUUUGAUUUCCUUGACGUCGACCAGCGCGGCUUUGUGACCCUGGAGAACCUCAAGGCGCGUCUGAGCAUCUUCUACCCCGACAUGACGGCCCGUGACUUUCGCGUCCUGCUCAACAACGCGUCUGAAGUCACCGAGGACGAUCUGUGCGACCUCUUGCUGCAGAACGACGUGGCCGACUACGAUCCUGUCGCCGACGCCUUCCGCGCCUACGACCCGGACGACACGGGGUAUGUGAGCUUCCAAGUGCUCUCGCACCUUUUCGAGCGGUUGGGGUAUGGCAGCCUCAGCGACGACGACCUCAAGGUGCUCGUCGCAACCGCCGAUGUCGACAAGGACGGCCGCCUCAACCUCGCCGACUUUCGGCACCUACUCGCCAUGUAGCCAUCGCUGUAUAAUCGCAUCACAGUCUCUUGCUCA